Messenger RNA from Orbilia oligospora ATCC 24927, 3213 nucleotides. RefSeq lists its product as uncharacterized. NCBI's taxonomy places the organism in Eukaryota, Fungi, Ascomycota, Orbiliomycetes, Orbiliales, Orbiliaceae. Gene Ontology annotation, biological process: nucleoside metabolic process. The transcript is spliced from 3 exons. The coding region runs from base 1 to 3213 and encodes 1070 amino acids. Gene Ontology annotation, molecular function: protein binding; ATP hydrolysis activity. The record is from RefSeq and is a predicted model, not a curated record.
AUGGAUGCAACAACUAAACCCACUACGACACAAGUACCCGAGCCUUCACCCAAACCGAAGUCUCACCAUGACUACACGGUAGGGUGGGUUUGCGCACUGCCGAAGGAACAAACAGCAGCGUUCGCAAUGCUCGAUAAACAACACCCAGAUCUUCCCAUACCGCUGACGGAUAAAAAUUCAUACAUUCUCGGCGAGAUACGUGGCCAUAAUGUUGUUAUAGCAUGUUUACCCUCCGGCCAAAUCGGUAAUAAUCCUGCCGUGGCUGUUGCGACUCGAAUGAUCAGUACAUUCCAGUCGAUCCGAUUUGGGCUCAUGGUCGGUAUCGGUGGCGGGGCGCCAUCCAAAGUACGGCUUGGGGAUGUUGUUGUUAGCACACCAUUCGGUCGGCACCCCGGAGUCGUACAAUGGGAUUUCGGCAAGAUGGAAAAGGGGUUUCGACGAACGGGCGCACUAAAUCCCCCGCCGACUCUUCUAUUAACAGCGAUAUCAAAAUUAAGGACGAUCGUAGAAGCAAAAGGGACGCAAAUACCUACUUAUAUGGAGGAACUAAGAAACAACCACCCACGGCUUGCCCCCAAAUAUGCGUGGAACGGGUCGCUAAAGGAUCCCUAUCUGGAUGAAACCCAGGAAGCGACAUUGUUCGCACAGUUAUGGGAAAUAAUUCUUUUUCUCAUUAGUUUUAUAUUUGGUCGCUCCUUGGUCGCUCCAACGAAUGGCCCGAAACCACAAUCCAAAGACAGAGCAUCGACAUGCACGGAGCCUGAAAUAAAACAGGAGGAGCCUUGCAUUCAUUAUGGGUUGAUUGCUUCCGGUAAUCAGGUAAUCAAAAACGCAAAAUUUCGCGAUAGCAUCAGCGGGAGCCUUGGUGGUAAUGUUUUGUGUUUCGAGAUGGAAGCAGCAGGGCUGAUGGCGGACUUCCCAUGUAUUGUCAUCAGGGGCAUCUGCGACUACGCAGACACAAAAAAGGCGAAGGAUUGGCAGGAGUAUGCGGCUGCGAUGGCUGCGGCAUACGCAAAGGAGCCUUUAAGCUAUGUACAAUCUGUUGAAGUUCAAAGAGAAAAGCCGGCUAGGGACAUCAUGGAUCAAGUUCUUGAUUAUACUACGGCCAUAAAGUCUAGACUAGACCGAGACGAAGAUCUCAAGGUCCUUGCUUGGCUUACGAAGGUGGAUUAUGGCCCCCGUCAAAGUGACAUUUUCCAAAACCGACAACCAAAUACAGGAAUAUGGUUCUUAAAUUCUCCAGAGUACCAAUCGUGGUUAUCAAGUCAAGAGAAGCAAAUCUUAUUCUGCCCCGGUAUUCCCGGGGCGGGCAAAACGUUUAUAACAUCUAUUGUGGUUAACCACCUGACCAAUUGGUUUUCAGACGAUGAAACUAUUGGUACUGCGUAUAUUUAUUGCAACUUCAAAGAAGCCCUUGAGCAGAACUUUGAUCACUUACUAUCUAGUCUGCUGAAACAGCUCACACAAACAAGGCCUUCUUUGCCUGAAGUUGUGAGAAAACUAUAUAAACAGCACCUAGAUAAAAAAACGAGGCCAUUGAAUGACGAAAUAGUCAAAGCCCUCCAUUCCGUAGCGGCUACGUACUCAAGGGUAUUCAUCAUCAUUGAUGCUCUUGACGAAUGUCGAGAAGACGAUGAUUGUCGAACUAACUUCAUCUCCGAACUUUUAAAGCUUCAUGACAGAAUUAAUGGUGUCAACCUUUUUAUAACUUCCAGGCCGAUUCCAGAAAUUGAAAAAGAAUUUUGGGGCAAUCCGACAAGAUCAAUCCGUGCCUAUGACGAAGAUGUACGGAAGUAUCUUAUUGAAAAAGUGUCACGUUCGAAAAACACAAAGGUAAAGGAAUGUGAGGAGCUAGUGGUUAACGGGAUUUUAGAAGCGGUGGACGGAAUGUUUCUGCUAGCAGAACUGUAUUUCGAGUCAGUCCGUACGAAAACCUCGAAGAAAAAAAUAAGAAUUGCCCUGGAUACUUUCGGUAAACAAUCUGGGUUUAGCACCGACGCCUACAAGCGAGCGUACGAGGGAGCUAUGGAGCGUAUUAAAUCCCAUAACAAAGACUCCGAAGAACUAGCGAAGCAGGUCCUUAUGUGGGUAGUAUAUGCUACGAGACCGCUCACGGUAUCCGAGCUCCAGUGCGCCCUUGCUGUGGAGAUAGGUACGCAUGCCUUCGACGAAGAGAAUAUUCCGGACAUCAACCGUAUGAUAUCUGUCUGCGCCGGACUUGUCAUUAUGGAAGAGAACAGCAAAAUUAUGAGACUAGUUCACUAUACGGCGCAAGAAUACUUUGAAGAUCACCCGCAGGCUUUAUCUUUAAACUGUCAUAACGAUAUCUUAGAAGUUUGUGCAACUUACCUCUCCUACGACAUAUUUGAGACAGGGCCCUGUGAGUCUGUGAUACUCUUCUUCGCUAUGCUAAAAUUAAACGCUUUAUACGAAUACGCUUCACACGAUUGGGUUCACCAUGCCUAUAAAUCCUCCGUUCGAGCAACGCCCCUCGUCAUGGGCCUCCUCCAGAAUCAAAAAAAAUUAGAGGCUUGUAACCAAAUCCAUACACUCAAUGAUGACAGGUGGAAUAAAGAUAAAAAGAGAUACGAUAAAGAUAAGGUGAUGACAGGGUUGUGCUUUGCAGCCUGUUUCGGUCUCGAAGGGCCUGUGGCAGCUUUCCUCUCGGCGGGGGCUGACACGGAGACUUGGGAGCAUAGAAGUGGAGCUACUCCUUUAUCGGGGGCAGUAAUCUGUGGACAUGGGACGGUGGUGAAAUUGUUGUUAGAAAAUGGAGCGAAUAUCGAGGCAAAAGGCUAUUCCAAUCAUACUCCGCUACAUUUAGCGGUUAUACACAAACAUGAGGCGAUCGUGGGCCUAUUAUUAAACAGCGGCGCCGAUAUAGAAGCAAGAGAUAUUUUUGAUCACACGCCACUAGCAUUGGCAGCUAUUCAUGGGAAUAAAUCGAUAGCGAGCCUCUUAAUAGAAAAGGGCGCAGAUAUAGAAGCGAAGGGCGAUGACGGAUGUACACUGCUGCUUUUUGCGGCAAUGAACGGAAGAGCCGAAAUAGUGGAGCUUUUACUUCACAAUGGUGCCAAUAGUGCAGCGAAGAACAACCUUGGACACGGUCUGCUAUCGGUAGCAGCCAUAUGGAGGCAUGCGGCUGUGGUUAAGCUGUUACUCAAUUACGGUGCUGAUAUCGAGGCUAAUGACGGGGGGUUACUCCGUUAUUAA